This is a messenger RNA of Pseudomyrmex gracilis, 4861 nucleotides long. Its product is annotated as ubiquitin carboxyl-terminal hydrolase 48-like. Gene Ontology annotation, cellular component: cytosol; nucleus. Gene Ontology annotation, biological process: protein deubiquitination. The transcript is spliced from 18 exons. NCBI's taxonomy places the organism in Eukaryota, Metazoa, Arthropoda, Insecta, Hymenoptera, Formicidae. The record is from RefSeq and is a predicted model, not a curated record. Gene Ontology annotation, molecular function: cysteine-type deubiquitinase activity; cysteine-type endopeptidase activity. The coding region runs from base 236 to 3637 and encodes 1133 amino acids.
GCAUAUGGCGGCGGAUCGCGAACGAUACAGUUGCCCGUUUUCGCAAAGGUUUUUUCGUAUUUUUCUAACGAGCACGGUGGAUGUUGAGUGCGUUUGUGGUAUCGGAUCGGCGGAAUCGUGGCGACUGAUAACGUGAGAAGCGCGAUUUCAAUGAAUCGCGAGAUAAUGACGCGGGAGUAACAGCGGUGCCGUGUCCAUAACCUCUCGACAGUGCCGAGAAAAGUCGGAGACAAAUAUGCCACCGACUAAAAAAACUGAUUUUGAUAAGUUGGCUUGGGCUUGGGUAGAAGUUGUCAGCCCUGAACAAAUUGAAAAAAUACACUUAGAGACUGCAUAUAGGAUUGGAUUGAAGAGUUGUGUAAAUUGCAAGCGUAACUGCACCAAUAAUCCACAAUGUUUAACAGGCUUAGGAGAAGAAAAGUAUUUGAAAUCUCAGCCAGCUGAAGUAAUGUCUCUGGAAAGUUCUCUGUCUGAACUACGAGAUCCAACUCAGUAUGUUGGUUUAAAAAAUCUAGGCGCUACUUGUUAUGUCAAUAGCUUAAUUCAAAUGUGGUUUCACAAUGAGGACAUGAGGAGAAUAAUAUACAAAUGGGAUAUUACGGAAGAUCCGGAGGAGAGGGAAGCACUGGACCAGGCAAAGAAAACAGGUCUGCCUUAUCAUCCUACAACUGCAGUGGGCCAGUUGCAAUAUAUCUUCGCAAUGAUGCAGUUUGGAAAUCAGAACCUUCUUGAUCCGACGAAUCUUGCUGUCGCCUUAUCCUUGGACACCAGAACGCAACAGGAUGCUCAGGAAUUCUCCAAGCUGCUGCUGUGCCACAUUGAAGGAAAGCUGCAGCAAACUUCAGAACUGAAGCAGAUGCUGCAGAGGCUGAGCCAGGGAAGAUACAGCUAUAUCAAUUGUUGUUCGACGUGCGGUACAGAGUACCCCACGUCCACCACCUUCUACGAGUUAGAUCUACAACUGGCGGCGACCUUGAAGGAAGCGAUAGAUAAAUAUCUUUCAGAGGAAGAGUUGACAGGCGCGAAUCAGUAUCAUUGUGCCACGUGCAGUGACAAAAAGGACGCCAGGCGAUUCAUACGGAUAGAAUCGCUUCCGGACACCCUGAACAUUCAACUGAUGCGUUUUGUGUUCCAUAGAGAUUCGGGGCAGAAAAGGAAAUUGAAUUCGUACAUCCAGUUUCCUGAAGAUCUCGAUAUGUCGGAAUACGUCAGAUGCCAACCUCAGACUCAUUUGUACAGUCUCGUUGCGGUGUUGAGUCACAAAGGUCCGUCCGCGUACUCGGGCCAUUACAUAGCGAAUAUAUGCAACUCGAGCGGCGAAUGGUACCAGUUUAGCGACGAUAAAGUCGAAAAAAUGCAGAACAAGCGAAUCGAAGACGGGGUCAAUGAUAAUGUGAAACCCAUGAAACGUGGACGUGUUCCGAAAGGAUUUCUGUCGUCGAACACGGCGUACAUGUUGGUGUACAAAAAAUUAACAGCGGAUUCACGAGCAGUAGCGAUAAAGAAAAUGAAGAUGAAGAAACACGAAGCUGAGACGAACUUCGAUGAUUUGGAGAAAGUUACGGUCAAAGAUAAAAUCGAUUCUCCGGACGAAACGAAACCGAAGAGUGACACGGGAGAGACGUCGUUGAAUCAGCAAGAGCAUUCUGAGAAGAUGUCAGAAUUGAAUUCGGGAAUUGAGACGAAAAUGGACAUAUCCGAAAGUGAUGCUGAUUCCGCGAUCAAAGAUAAAAUCUCAGAAACUAUUAGUGACGCAAGCGAAGACAAAUGUAAUUCUCCGCAGGAACGAAAUUUACCUCAAAUCAAGGAGUCUGUGGUCAAACUUGUUAAACUUAAUUACAAACAGUUAAACGGUGCUGCACACAGAGCUAUGAGUUGCGGAGAACGAGAUUUUUAUGAAGAGAUGGAAUUCGAGAAUUGGCAAGUUAGUAGCACGAUGCGUGAGCUAGUUAGGCAAGAAAACGUCAAGCAUGAGUUGAGUUUGUUGGCCGAACAACAAGAAAAGCAAAAGGUGAUAGAAGAUCAGAAUUCCAAGCGACAGUUUGUAGUGGAUAUAUACAAUAUGAUUCAAUCAACGUCUGAUUGGAACAGAUAUUACUGGAUACCGAACGAUUGGUUGACGAAAUGGUUGAGUACGCAUUCGACCACGGACGGUAUCCCGCCGAUUGACAAUUCCAAUCUGAUGUGCUCGCAUCAUCGACUUGAUCCGCUGAAAGUCAAUCGCGUGAAGUGCAUGCCAGCGGCGGCGGCCGAGAUACUCUACGAGAAGUAUCGAGGAGGUCCGCGAUUGGAUCAAGCGUCGUUGUGCGAGGUUUGCGUGAGGAGACGAUGCAAAUUGUUACGCUUCAAGCAGGCGCUUGAACGAGAUCACAAAGAAGUCAGCGAACUAGUGCGCACGUUCAAAGAACCUUCCGAAACGAGCUACAUCAUCGGUACGGAUUCGUUGCGAUCGUGGCGGAGACUGGCCAUGGAGUCGUUUCAGGAGGGCAUGGAACACGAGACCAACGAAUGUCGGGAGGAGAGCAGAAACGCGGAUAAGGACGUUAGCAACGAGUGCCCGAAGGAGAUGGAAGAGAACGAGGAGAACGAGGGUGUUAUAAACUUCAACGAGGAUCUGCUCUGCGAACACAACUCCCUCAAGACCGCGGAUUCCAGUAGAAGAGUGAUACCACAGGAAGCGUGGUCGAUUCUUCGAAAGUAUUUCCCGGAUUCGAAGGAAUAUUCUAUCGGAUCGCCGUCGUGCUCAAUCUGCGAGAAAAAGAUGGAGAACGCAGAAAAGGCGAAGAAAGACGACAAGAUAAAGGCGAGGCAGCAGAAGGACGAGCUGACGGAUCUGUACUACGGGAGAAACAGGAACGAAAUCUCCAAGUGCAACGAUCCGGAGAAGCCGUUCUACAUCGUCGAGAAGAGCUUUUUGGACAGUUGGCGGUCCUUCAUUCGAUACGCGGAGAUCUUCUCGAGAACGUCACCCGCAGGCAUCCAGAACGCGUCGCUACUCUGCGAGGCGCACAAAGGAUUCCUGUACGCGCCUCGGAUUAACGUUGAACUGUACAGUAUAGUAACCGCAGAGGAAUGGUCGAAGCUGACGCAAUACUACGAAGUCGACUAUCCCAUUGUUAUAAAGAAGACUGAUAGCGAUUAUCAAACGGAGCCCGCUCCGUGUGCGGCGUGCAUGUUAGCGAGGGUCGAACAGGAACGUCUGGAAAGUUUGAAGUACGAUAGAGCGACAAUCUACAUUAAGUGUAUCGACGAGAACGAGGAGUCUAAGAUAAAAAACGAUGAGGUAGCAGCAAAGAAACCGAGGAUCGAGGAGGAACGGCCGUCGCGAACUAGGAGAAAAUUAAAAGGAUCGCACAAGCUCAAAGUGUCGUCCGAGAUCACCUUGAAGGAGCUCAAAGUAAUGACGAUGCAGAUCUGCGGCGCCGGACCGUACGACCAACACCUGAUGCUAGGGGAACACGAGCUCACCGAUCACAGUCAAAGCCUGGCGUCGCUCGGAGUAUUUCCCGGGGCACUUCUGACGUUAAAGAUCGACGCGCCGAUAGAGAACGAAAUCGAUGUCGAGUCCGAUUUUCAGAAUUUCGAGUCCACGUCGCCGGAGAAGGGCUUCAAGGGGACCGAGCUGGUGCUGAGCUGAUCUGAAUGAGCCUGAUGUAACUACGUAGCCAAUUUUGUUUACCGUGUAAUAACGAUAGUUGAUUUAUUAUAAAAUAUUUUUAUACACGAUCUAUAUACAUACAUAAGUAUAUGUACAUAAGUCCGGUCCCUGUACACGUCCCCUCCUUCCGCCCCCCUUCCCCCCGCGUUACUGAUACAAAGUGUGUCACAUACAGAUUUAUUCUAUGCCGUGUUUCACAGGGGGAUUUAUGUACACGAGAAAGUUUUUGCGUCUACAAAUUAUAUUAUGAGUUAUAUAUAUAUAGUAUUAUAUGCUAUAUGAUCUAUUUGUUAAGGAAAGGCUAGUAAAAAAAAAAAGAAACAAAAACAAAAACGGAAGAAGCAGUAAAACACACGUAAAAGAAACAAGUAGCUAUUAAAAAAUUAGAUUAACAGCACAUCACACACACGAGCAGUUUGACUUGAUCUAGUUUUCAAUUUUAUCUUAUAUCUAUCUUUGUCUCUCUCUCUCUUUCUCUCUCUCUCUCUUUUAUUAUUCCGCAGAGUGUCUUUAUCGAAUUGUAAACUUUUUCGCAGAGUUCAAUUUGAACAGGCAUUUUUUUGGUUUUUUUAUUUAUUUAUGUUUUUUUUUUUUUUGUUUUUUUUUUUUUUUUUUUGUUUUUUUUUUUGUUUUUUUAUCCACGUUAUAUCUGUAUGCAACACGACAAAACUGUUUUUAUCGAUUGAAACCCAUUACGCAUGUAAGUGAGAAAAUUAUUACGAGAAGAAAUAUCGCAAUUUUUUUUGCACGAUACACAUUUACUUUGUUUGAUAUGUCAUUUGGAAAUGAAAUAUAUUUAUUUUUGUUAUUUUUCUCCGAGAAAACUCGUGUUUAUUAUUCUUGUUCUUUUUUGAUCUUAUUUUAAGGAAGUCUGUCGUUAACGUAUACAUACAUUUAGAGCUAAAUAGCGAUAUUCUUGCCUUGAGAGAAGACAGAUUGUGUGUGCGAAAAAUUGAGCGCAAAAAAAAAAAAAAAAACGAUGAUUGUACGUAUUUAAACAAAUUUACAUGUCACGUAUGCACAAUAUUGAUUUUCUGAAUUAAGCUCGUUAAGAAAACACGAAUGAAUGAAACAUUCUUAUUUCCUAUUGUCUGUGAUUUCUCUUUUAACAUUUACAAUAAAAAAAAAAAAAUUCUCUACGCAGAAAGGAGCUCUCAGUUAUAUGUUGAUCCAUUUUUUUUCGUCUGGCGAACAUCUGUGUAU